AUGCAGAUGACAGCCUGCUCUCUUUUUGGGCUUUUACUUUGUGCGGGCAGCAAGGACGGGGACAUGGUCAAGCUUCUAAAGGACAGGCUCAAGGACAAAAACGCAUUUAUAUCUGGGCAAACAGGAUAUGUGUAUAACAUUGGGAAGAAUUCGUGCAUUCUGGCAGAAAAAACGCCGAGGAACAACCGCAUUAGCAUGAAAAUGGUCAGGGAGGUGACAAGUUCGUCUCGUUUUAAAAUGGUUCGCAUUGUCAAGCCGAAUAGGUAUCCCAUGGUGUUUCUGGAGCAUGUGGCGUACCAGAGCAGUUCGGGCGUAACUGGCGUCUCUAGCCGAGUGUUUGGCCUGAACGAAAAAAAUGCGCCAGAAAUAAGCUUAAACAAGUACAGUAAGCACAGCCCGGAAACCAUGUCGAUUUAUCCUGAGAUGGCUUCUCAAGGGCGGCUUGUCUUCCGAAUGUAUAUAGGAAGCAAAUGUGUUGGGGUGUCGUAUAAAAACUUGCUGGUGAGCGAGCACUGCAAGUUUGUAGGAGAGAGCUCUGGGCAUAAAAGCCAGCUGUGGAUGUGGAUUCCUAACGCCACCUUCAGAAGAGAGACAGACGACAAAAAAACUCCUGUGGACUACCUAGAACUGGAUGAGAAGGAGGACGCUGAAAUUGAAAAGAAUAGUGUGUGCACGCCUUGUCCGGUCUUUUCCGGCCCUGCCACGACGCGACUCUCUGGCACUCCGGAUUCCUGUUUUAAUCUUUCUCGGCGGUUUGUAAUCCAAGAGGACAUAUCGGGCUAUCGCAAUUCUAAUAUCUCAAGGGGGCAGCCUAAUGUUUAG
Nematocida major is the source of this 822-nucleotide messenger RNA. RefSeq lists its product as uncharacterized. Lineage: Eukaryota; Fungi; Microsporidia. The record is from RefSeq and is a predicted model, not a curated record. The transcript has a single exon. The coding region runs from base 1 to 822 and encodes 273 amino acids.